Molecule: messenger RNA, 813 nt
Organism: Raphanus sativus (radish)
Lineage: Eukaryota; Viridiplantae; Streptophyta; Magnoliopsida; Brassicales; Brassicaceae
Exons: 4
Coding region: 121-627 (168 amino acids)
Cellular component (GO): chloroplast inner membrane; chloroplast thylakoid membrane
Source: RefSeq, a predicted model, not a curated record
UUCAAGACGCAUGAGAAGGGUUCUUUGGUAAUUCAGCUUUAGUAUAAAAUAUCAAGACAGGUGUGUCUUGUUCGUCUUCCCAGUGUUCAUCAUCAGAUCUCUUGGUUUUUACAUAUCUAAAUGGCGUCCUGUGUUGCUCAUCUUACUCUCUCAGGUUGGUCUCAAUCUCAUCUUGUGAAAGCAAAUGGACUGUCUACUACAAAGCUCAAUUCCAAUUGUAACACUUCUGUAUUGACUCUUCAGACGAAAUCAAACCGGAGUCGCAAGUUUACAGUUUCUGCACGGUAUGGAGACGAAGGGAAUAGGAGAGGAAGUGGUGGUGAUUUCAUAGCUGGUUUUAUUCUAGGAGGUGCUGUGUUUGGCGCUGUCGCGUAUAUCUUUGCUCCACAGAUCAGAAGAUCGAUAAUGAGUGAAGAAGAUGAGUAUGGUUUCAAGAAGCCACAAGAACCAACGUACUACGAUGAAGGUUUGGAGAAAACAAGAGAGACGUUGAAUAAGAAAAUCGAACAGCUUAACUCAGCAAUUGACAAUGUUUCUUCACGGUUAAGAGGUCGAGAAAAGAACACUUCUUCUUCUCCCAAUGAUGUACCUGUGGAAACUGACCCGGAAGUUGAAGCUACGACUUGAGGAAACCAGACAUAUUUCUUCUUCUAUGUUUUUCAUUUGUAACCAGAGUUCAAAAACAGUCCUGAUUUGGUGUUAGUGCUUCACUUUUUUUUUUUCAUUUUUUCUGGUUGCUUCUGUGCUCAGAGGCCUCUGUAGUAACACACUCUUGCAAAGCGAAUUAUACAGUUAUUUGUUGUUCCUAAUGAA